AUGGCGACUAGAGUUCAGUCGUUUCAUUCUUUUUCUGGACGACACGAGUUAAAUUUGAGAAGUUUAGUCAAUGGUCAUUAUAAUCACAAUCACAACUACCAACACUCGCACCUCCAAUAUCAGCAUAUAAAACUUAGUAGUGCACUGAAAAGUAUAUGUCUCUUGCGUGGGUAUCACGCGUCUAGAGCUUCUCUUGGCAAUGCGGUGAAUCAUACCAUAUCUAAUGCCAAUUCACCAGUCGAACAUCCAAUAAUGCCGCCUAUCAACUUUGAUCGUAAUCUUCUGAUAGACGUCCUCAAAACGGCACCAACCCAACGAGAAGCUCGCACAUUUGUUAAACGAUUUGCGAAACGUGAGCAAAAUUUAAAUGAACAAAAGCAACAGCAAUCAGAAUCAAAAGAAAAACAUGAAAAAAUUCCCCUCGAAAACUCAAAAUCUUUAAAACGGGACACGGAAAAAUUAAAAUUCAUCGAUUCAUUAUUAUCUCCAUCAAUUGAUCACAUUGCCCUGAUAAAGAUACAAGGACCAUUAAAUGAGUUGUAUCGUAAAUACAUUGCGAAGACAUUGCUACAUUUGCAAAAGUUGGGGUUGAUGUCGAUUGUGGUAGUUGGGAAUGAGGACUGGAAAGAGAUGAUUUUGGAAGGGUCGUCCAGGUUUCGAGAAUUGUCUCAAAAAAUGAUUGCGGAGGUUGGAUCGAUUUGUGAUGCGAUUGAACAAAAUGGUGGUAGAGCCACGCCUAUAUAUAAUAGCGUUUUCACUAUUGAUAAAAACCCACAAGACUUUUCCGACUUGGAUACAAAGAAAAAACUGCGAACUACGCGAUUUCCUGGUCUCGGAGAUAUAGACGUUUCAUUGUCUUGGUUGAAAUCAUCAUUGAAAUUUGGUCAGAUACCAUUAAUUCUUCCUAUUGUGGUAGAUAAAUUAUCAAAUCAAUUAGCUGUACGAUCAAAUAUCGCGAUGAUUGCUCUCUCGCAUGCAUUAUCAAAUCUAUCUGAUACUGGUUUCCUAAAAACACCUGAACUAGAACCCAUGAAAAUAAUAUUAAUAAAUACCGAAGGAGGCAUUCCAUCGCAAGAACGCCGUGGAUCACACGUAUUCAUAAAUCUAAAAGAAGAAUACGAACAAAUCAAACAAGACUACCAAGUUAAUCCACAAUGGAAUAUCACGCACUCAACCGGUCUCGAAAAUUUAGAUAUGAUGAAGACUUGUUUGGAUAAAUUACCAUCUACCUCAUCGGGGAUCAUUGUGCCAGCUUAUGCACCAACUGUCUUGCUCUCGAACCUUAUCACCGAUAAACCAUUGUUCUCCUCAUCAUUACCGCUUUCUUCACCAACCACUCCGUGGACUACUACUACCAUAUUACGAACGGGAAUGCAAGUAAUACAUCAUAGUUCAUUCGACACUAUUGAUAUACCUGCAUUUAAAGCGCUUGUCGAAACUUCAUUUGGGAAGAAAUUAGAUUUGGAAAAUUAUCUAAAAAGAGUGGAAAAGUGUGUUGAUACUAUCAUUGUUACUGGUGAUUACGCGGGAGUUGCUGUGAUUACCAUGGAAUCAGCUUCCAUGGAAAAGAACAAUAAUGAUAAUGCAGAAAGAGAUGUAAUACCAUAUUUGGAUAAGUUGGCGGUUGAUCCAGAACAUCAGGGAACUGGCGUGGCUGAUCUUUUGUGGAAACAAAUACAAAUAAAAUACCCGAAGAUUAUGUGGAGAGCGCGAGUUAAUAAUCCGGUCAAUAAAUGGUAUUUUGAAAGAGCUGAUGGAAAUCUUCGAGUGCCUGGUUCCCAAUGGAUGAUGUUUUGGUAUGGAAACGAGGAAUUAAAACGGAUAAAACAACAUGCAAAAAUAGUGCAACAGAUACCAUCUUCUAUUGUUCACUGA
Ambispora leptoticha is the source of this 1875-nucleotide messenger RNA. The record is from the annotation of a GenBank genome assembly. NCBI's taxonomy places the organism in Eukaryota, Fungi, Glomeromycota, Glomeromycetes, Archaeosporales, Ambisporaceae.